AUGUACCUUCCUGGAUCACGGAUCUUCUACGAAGCUCUCUCUCGCAAACUUCUCCUCCCAGUGGAGGCACCAGAUUCAGUCCCAAGGAAGAUGGGCGAAAAGUCGCCGAUUCCGAAAAAGGUUGUAUGUAGACAACAGUGCACUUAUUUAACGACUUCACAGGAAAAAGUGUCAGGAGCUAAUAUAUCUCCUAAUGUUGAAAAGGGUAUCGAUUAUUACGUGGACCAGGUGUUGGAGUUGGGUGUUGAAGGUAUUGUAAAACAAUACAAAGAGAUAGCCUCCUAUCGGGCCCCUGAUGCGAUAUAUAAAUACACAGCGUUCACCGCGAAUCCGACACGGAACCGCUAUCAAGACAUUGUGUGCUUAGAUAAAACACGAGUUGUACUUAAAUAUGACGUACCUCCUUCUACCGAUUACAUACAUGCCAACUGGGUACGGUUUGAUAGACAUGAUCGAACAUUUAUUGCAACUCAGGGACCACUUGAUAACACUAUAAGCGACUUCUGGAGGAUGAUUUUCCAAGAACAAUGUCCAAGUAUCGUGAAUCUAACUAAGUUUGUCGAACAAGAAAAAAUAAAAUGCAGUUUGUAUUGGCCAGCUGAAGCUGGGAAAUUCACAACAUAUGGCAAAAUAUUUGUAAAUACUAAAAAGGUCGAAUCAGAAGACAAAUUCACCAUCUAUACAAUUGAACUGGUACCAGAAGGUUGCUCCGAUUCACACAUCGUCAAAUUGAUUCAUAUGACAACUUGGCCUGAUCAAGGUGUUCCUCAAAGUGGACGUCAUGUGCUUCGGCUACUCAGGAAAGUUGUGGCUGACAAGCAGGAUUGUGGUCCCGUAGUGAUGCACUGCUCAGCUGGAGUUGGAAGAACAGGCUGUAUCAUAAUGAUCGAUGUGAUACUACGCCAAUUGUUCGCUGGGAAACCAGUUGAUACAGUUGACGUCUUCAAAAAACUACGGGAUCAAAGGGCAAACUCCAUACCGGUAGACGUCCUCUAUGUUUUCGUCUACAUAAGCGUCAUCGACUAUAUUCGUGCAAAAUUGCCCGGGAAAUACAAGGAGAAGACUCAACGUUUUAUGAAUGACUUCAAGACUUUCAUGACUCAAAGACUCAAUCAAUAA
Messenger RNA from Haemonchus placei, 1119 nucleotides. The record is from the annotation of a GenBank genome assembly. Lineage: Eukaryota; Metazoa; Nematoda; Chromadorea; Rhabditida; Trichostrongylidae.